ACGUCGACCGCGGAGCCAUUGUUGAUCUUCCGUCAUACCUUCGUGAGUCAAGACCUACGUUUCCUAGAAAGAAAAUAGAUCCAGGGGAUAUAGACUAGACAAUUGUCUAAAACCCUAUAAAAGAAGAAAGAAGAAGAAGAAGUCGUUUCCUUCUUCGUUCUACUAAAUCUCUCCUGAGACUAAUAAGCAGACACCAUGAAUCGCCUCUUUGGCCGCGGAAAGGGAAAGGAACCUCCUCCAAAUCUCACCGACUGCAUUGGCAAUGUUGACAGCAGAGCAGACUCCAUUGAGAAGAAGAUUGCAAGGCUAGAUGCAGAACUCAUCAAAUACAAGGAUCAGAUGAAGAAGAUGCGUGAAGGACCAGCCAAGAAUGCAGUCAAGCAAAAAGCCAUGCGUGUCCUUAAACAGAAGAAAAUGUAUGAACAACAGUCCACAAACCUGAGGAACCAGUCUUUCAACAUGGAGCAGGCCAAUUAUGCUACACAGACCCUCAAAGAUACUAAAACAACUGUCCAGGCGAUGAAGCUCGGUGUAAAGGAGAUGAAGAAGGAAUAUAAGAAUAUCAACAUUGAUGAGAUUGAAGACCUCCAGGAUGACAUGGCAGAUAUGUUGGAACAAGCUGAUGAAGUACAGGAGGCCUUGGGAAGAAGCUAUGGAUGCCCAGAAAUUGAUGAGGACGAAUUAGCCGCAGAAUUGGAUGCCCUAGGUGACGAAGUACUGCUCGAUGAUGACACCUCUUACCUGGAUGAUGCUGUCAACAUCCCCAGCGCCCCGGACAAGGAGCCUGGAGCAGAGACAGUGAAAGAUGGCAUGCCAGUGGACGAAUUCGGUCUACCACAGAUGACGUCGUAGAAGCCGGCCAGAAUUGGAACCCUGCCGGAAACCCCUUUUGUCGUUCUUCUCUGUACUCAUUCAUGUCCAUUCUUACUUGCAUCUUAAUUUCCACCAUCAAUACAUUAUGUGGUUCACAAGGGAUAGAAUUAUAUUGACAGCUAUCACCAACUUAACAAUAGAGAUGAACAAUUAAGUAAAAUAUAUAGAGAUUAUUAUUAGGGCUUAUACCAGUUCUGAAAUUAUUAUUAUUGAUUAAAUAUAUAUAGUUGAGGUGUAGUCCCAGUGAUCAACCUCUUUUGAGCCACUAUUUGCUUACCAGUGAGACAUGUCGUUACGUAAGAUUCGCUACUUAAUCAUUAUAUAUUCUUUAUAAAUGUCCUUUGUGGUGGGUACUCCGUUUUCUUUUCCAAAUAUGCAGGAAAUGCCUUAUAUUCUCCCUGUAUAACUUCUCUUUCCUUUCGUGUUUUCUUUUUAUCAAAUCUUUUCUUAUGGAAUAGAUCCGUUGUGACUUUUUCUUGUGAAUUUAGUUAUUAGUUUUCAUAAUUUUCAAAUAUGAUUAUCUCCUACUAGGAUAUUACAAAGACCUACUAUGUAAGGUAGACUUUUUAGGAAUAGUUUUGUGUAAAUCACAGAACUGUAAGUGUUUUUCUUUUUUUUUAUUGUUUGUUUUUGGCAUAGACAUUUAUUAAAGCAGAUUUCAUAUAUCACAAAUAUUUGAUUGAAAACAAAGUCCAUUUCUCUAAAUCGUAUUGUCAAUAUGUAUAGUUAUUUUCAGCAUACAAUAAACAUUUGUGUGUUC
Molecule: messenger RNA, 1633 nt
Organism: Penaeus indicus
Lineage: Eukaryota; Metazoa; Arthropoda; Malacostraca; Decapoda; Penaeidae
Gene: Vps60
Product: charged multivesicular body protein 5-like
Exons: 4
Coding region: 196-852 (218 amino acids)
Biological process (GO): late endosome to vacuole transport via multivesicular body sorting pathway; vesicle budding from membrane
Cellular component (GO): multivesicular body
Source: RefSeq, a predicted model, not a curated record